UCAGGACAGUUCAAUGAGGACAUGAUCCCCACCGUGGGUUUCAACAUGCGCAAAAUCACCAAAGGGAAUGUGACCAUCAAGCUCUGGGACAUCGGGGGACAACCCCGUUUCCGCAGCAUGUGGGAGCGCUACUGCCGAGGAGUGAGCGCCAUUGUGUACAUGGUGGAUGCUGCUGACCAGGAGAAGAUCGAGGCCUCCAAGAAUGAGCUCCACAACCUACUGGACAAACCUCAGCUGCAGGGCAUCCCGGUCUUGGUCCUAGGUAACAAGCGAGACCUCCCGGGAGCUCUGGAUGAGAAGGAGCUGAUUGAGAAAAUGAAUCUGUCUGCCAUCCAGGACCGAGAGAUCUGCUGCUACUCCAUCUCCUGCAAAGAAAAGGACAACAUAGACAUCACCCUACAGUGGCUUAUUCAACACUCAAAGUCACGGAGAAGCUGAGACUGCAGCCCUCCUCCCUCGGACCCGGGACCAUCGCCACCUGAACCUGAAGCCGAGCUCCCCGCCCACCCUGUCUGCCCCAAGCCCAUUCCCCCCACUCAGCGCGGGAGGGCCCUCUGGGGGCCCCAGAGUCCUACUCUGCUGAGGUCUGACUCCUGUUUUUAUUGUAAGAUAAAUCGCCCCCCAUUCUGGUCCCCUAACCGCAUCCCCUCCUGCUCUCCCUGGAUCCCUUCGCCCAGCCCCGCUUCCUUCCUCUCAGCCCUGGCCACAGCCUCGCCUGCCUCGCUCCUGUCCCACCCCCUCACUUCCCUUUUCAACACUCUCUGUUAUUGUCCUGUGUGUACAGUAUAUAUAUGUAUAUAUAUUUUAAUUUUUUAAUUUAAGCAAAGACUAAAGUCAACCAUUUGAUGCUGCAGGGGCCCUCUAGGACCUGGGAGGGGGGCAGUCUGGAGAGAAGGAACUAGAUGCAGGGUCGGCUUGCAGUGAGGCUGGAUCAGGGAGGGUGGCGGCCGGCCAGGGCAGGGACCAGCCUGGGCACUGGUGGCCGCCCUGAGGCCCCAUGUUUCCACCUCCUGAUCCGGCUUGUCCUGAAGUACUCGAGUGCAAUGGUUGUGGCGGCCUCUGGCGGGGG
Messenger RNA from Tupaia belangeri chinensis (Chinese tree shrew), 1069 nucleotides. It is a transcript of the gene ARL8A, whose product is annotated as ARF like GTPase 8A. Gene Ontology annotation, biological process: anterograde axonal transport; protein transport. Gene Ontology annotation, molecular function: GTP binding; GTPase activity. Gene Ontology annotation, cellular component: lysosomal membrane. The record is from RefSeq and is a predicted model, not a curated record. NCBI's taxonomy places the organism in Eukaryota, Metazoa, Chordata, Mammalia, Scandentia, Tupaiidae.